Messenger RNA from Botrytis deweyae, 768 nucleotides. RefSeq lists its product as uncharacterized. The transcript is spliced from 2 exons. Bases 1 to 768 code for a protein of 255 amino acids. The record is from RefSeq and is a predicted model, not a curated record. Lineage: Eukaryota; Fungi; Ascomycota; Leotiomycetes; Helotiales; Sclerotiniaceae.
AUGAUUGACUCAAGAUUAUGCGAAGAACUUGAGAAGAUGGAUGCUCCAGGGCUCCGCAAUCUUCUCAAGUUGGUCUGUGACAGCAAAGGCUUUUCUUUGAAGCAUCGUCAUGGAAAGCUUUUCGUCAAGCCGGAGAAGAUAUUCUUCGAAGUCGAUGGCUUUCAUGACGGCAAGCCUAGACUUACUAACUUCAGGGACUGCGAUAACUACAAGGAAAGAGAAAAGGAUGUUGAAAUCGAAGUUGAAGACGUGCCGAUCAAGUCCAAGUACGAAAUUCAUGACUUAGUCAAAGCCAACAAGAGAAAACAUCCGGACAACCCUACAAUGUUCAAAUGCAAUAACUGUUAUAAUUACUUCUGCAUCGACAACAAUCCGUCCAACGACUGUCUAUGGCAUCCAGGUCAAAGGACAACGGAUCCUGACGAUAUCAUAUGGGCAGAUCAUGAUCUGAAGAGAGACGGAGCAAUUGAGUCUCUUAUUGAUCACCCGGACUUCGAGGAUCGUUGGAUUUGGUCUUGCUGUUCACAAUUUGGAAGCGAUUGGGGUUGCAAGAACACGAGACACGAAGUGUUGGCAGAAGUCAAAGAGCCCAGAAACAUGUUCGAAACCACCCCCGAAGACUCAUUGAAUGACUACGAAGAUCAUGAUGGUUCCGACUCAUCUGAUGCAUCCGAGGACAUGCAAAAUAUUGAGGAACCGGCGGCCAAGAGGGCCAGAUAUGAUUGCGAUAGUGUGUACAGGAAACAGAAGACUAUACAAGGGUGUUGA